GCGAUCAAAGGUGGAAAUGUAUAGUGUCACCGUGUCUAGAAUUACAAAAUGAAUAUAGUUAUAAUACAUUACAUCUUAAACUAAUUGAUACACUUACACAAUUAUUAUCACUAUUUCCGAAUGCCAAGACAUUUUCUAAACUUGAUGAUGAUGGACUUAUUCAUCCAUAUUUAUAUUAUGAUCUUGUUAACAAUUUUGAGCCAAAUAACUAUGCAGGUUUACUAACGAAUUAUGAUCUUGUAAAUUAUAAAUUUAUUUUUAUGAGAGGUGUCUUUUAUAUGUUAGGAAGAGAAUUAGUUGAAUGUUUCUUACGUAAUAGUCUUAUUUCUGAAAAUUCCAUUGGUGAAGAUAUAUUACUUGGCAAAAUAAUUUCAAAUUAUUGUAAUGCAAAAUUUAUAGAUCUUAAUGAUAGUAAUAUGAUUUGGCAUAAACGGUAUAAUUUGGGUAAAAACAAAAAUUGCGAUUUAGAGCAACGAUAUGAAAAUGAUAUUAAUUAG
Dentiscutata erythropus is the source of this 497-nucleotide messenger RNA. The record is from the annotation of a GenBank genome assembly. NCBI's taxonomy places the organism in Eukaryota, Fungi, Glomeromycota, Glomeromycetes, Diversisporales, Gigasporaceae.